AUGAGCCGGACCACCUUCUUUGAGGUGGAAGUUCUUGAUGCCAAGACAAGGGAGCAGCUUUGUUUUCUAGACAAGGUGGAGCCCCACUCGACAGUAGGAGACAUAAAGAGCCUUUUUCACAAAUCAUAUCCUCACUGGUAUCCAGCAAGACAGGCCCUGAAGCUUGAUCCAAAGGGAAAAUCACUCAGAGAUGAUGAAAUCUUACAGAAUCUGCCAGUGGGGACCACUGCCACCAUGUAUUUCAAAGAUCUUGGUCCACAAUUAGGAUGGACUAUGGUGUUUCUUGCAGAGUAUAUCGGGCCCCUUCUGAGCUACCUCCUCUUCUACUUACGAAUACCCUACAUUUACUCAAACCGAUAUGCACUUAGUUCCAGCCCCCACCGUGUUGUCACACUGGCCUGCGUCUGUCAUACCUUCCACUACACGAAGAGGCUGAUAGAGACAAUCUUUGUGCAUCGCUUCUCACAUGGGACCAUGCCUCUCAGGACUAUAGUCAAGAAUUGUGCCUAUUACUGGGGUUUUUCAGCAUGGUUGGCUUACUAUAUCAACCACCCUCUCUAUACGCCUCCAUCAUACGGAGAACUGCAAGUCAACUAUGCACUAAUUCUAUUUGUGAUGUGUGAAAUGGGCAACUUCUCCAUUCACUUGACUCUGAAUAAGCUCAGGGGAGAUGGACCCAAGGGUAGAAGAUUUCCUAUGCCAAAUAAGAACCCCUUCACCUGGCUUUUUUUCUUUGUAUCCUGCCCAAACUACACAUACGAGGUUGGAGCUUGGGUGAGCUUUUCUAUCAUGACCCAGUGUCUGCCAGUGGCAUUUUACACAUUACUGGGGUUUAUUCAGAUGACCAUCUGGGCCAAAGGAAAGCACAAAGCCUACAUCAGGGAAUUCAAGGACUACCCCAGUCUCCGAGUGGCUAUUAUACCUCUGAUUCUUUGA
Molecule: messenger RNA, 936 nt
Organism: Neolamprologus brichardi
Lineage: Eukaryota; Metazoa; Chordata; Actinopteri; Cichliformes; Cichlidae
Gene: tecrl2a
Product: trans-2,3-enoyl-CoA reductase-like 2a
Biological process (GO): very long-chain fatty acid biosynthetic process
Molecular function (GO): oxidoreductase activity, acting on the CH-CH group of donors
Source: RefSeq, a predicted model, not a curated record